Vitrella brassicaformis is the source of this 1834-nucleotide messenger RNA. NCBI's taxonomy places the organism in Eukaryota, Vitrellaceae. The record is from the annotation of a GenBank genome assembly.
CAUGAAGGUUACGUGAAUGGCUAACGUAUCGGUCCUUUCCUCUCGCCGUUCGGGCCAGCAUCCAAGCCAUGCAGCUGCACAUGCUGUCUGUCUGUCUGUUUGAUCCAUGUGUGUCUCGUCACUGACGGCUGUGUGUGUGUGUGUGACCUUGGCACACACACAGCUGCAUGUGACCGCUCACACGCAUCAGUUGGUCCAUCCAUCCAUCCAUCCAUGCACCCGUCAUCGACUUGUCCUACCAGUCACCAUGUCAGUCAGUCAGUACUGCUCAGUGCGUAUGCAUCUGUCCUCCGUCUGCCGUCACACAGGCGUCAGACCAACACACAGCGCACCGCACGACGUAUGUACACUGCCUGCCAUCCAGUCAUCCCCCCCUCCAUCUCUUUGUGUCAGUCCAUGAAUGCGGUAAACCAACCAACCGAUGCAUCGCAUCGCUCACUCAGUCAUUUAUCUACUUGACGCCAGGUAUCUCACGAGCUGCGGGUGCUGGGCCGGAGUUUGUCGGGGUUGAUGAUGCCUGCACGCACACACACACACGCGCGCACACACACACACACACACGUGGCAUGGGUCGAAGCCGCCGGCUGCACCCACAGGUGCGUUCAUCAGUCGGCCUCACGUACCGUGCCACAUUUCUGCCGCCUUGUUCUCGCACUCCAGGCGGGUGGCCUUUGUGACCUCCACCUGCACACAAUUGUAUACCUCCUCCAUCCAACGGCCCCCUUAGCCCUUAGUGCUCACCUUGUAGACACAUCGCUUGCGGUUGCUGUCGAAGUAGCGGACCUCCUCGUCGCUCAUCUGCAGCAGGGCCUGCACGAUGUCCUCCCUCCGGCCCUUGGUAUUGUCGCUGUCCUUGACGCGAACCUUGAGGACGUUGAACUUCCCCUCCCACGUGCACUGGAAGACCUUGCCGUGCAACAUCACCAACAUGUCGCGGAGAUGAAACUGACACACACACGAAAGGACAACACCAUGAUGUCUGUGCGCAGGUGAGCGUUGGUUGGGCAUGCCUUGGCGUCGUCGGCCACGUUCCAGAACAAACAGUCGUAGCCUGCACCCACACAAAGUUUCGGACACAGAGACACAGACAGGAGCGAAUGAUGCAUGAACUGUAUGGAUGCGCCACUUUGUGUGUGUCCGUAUGCGUACCCAUGACCACCAUGUUGCAGAGUUCUUCGACUAUGGCCGGCGGGAGCGACGCUGCUCCUCCCUCCAACCCCUCUCCCUCCUCCUCUCCCCCCUUCUCCUUGCCCUGCUCGUCGUCCUCGUCCUCGGGCGUCCACUCAUCCUCAUCGUCCGCUGCACGACGACUGCGGUUGCGGCCGGGGCUGGUGCGAUGGCCACGGGGGGGCUCGUCUUGCUCAUCCGAAUCUUCGUCGGCCGCCAGCACUUUAGCCGCCAUUGACUGACCGGCACUGUCACGCUUGACACGCGACGCGCUGGUGAGGACUUUGAAGGGGUUCGGCUUGCCAGCCUUGCUGCCUCGCUUGGCCUUCUUCACCUCUGCACCCACACCCACACACACGCGGAUGGAUCAUCAUGAUCAUCAUGGAUAAAUUACACGUCUCGUUGACGGUCUCAUUCGGUGUCUGAUUCAGCAUGAUGCACUUACUGUUGCUCACGCCCCCAGCCUUGACUUUGGUAUCCUUCUUGCCCUUGCGCACCUUGAGGCCUCUCUGCUUGCGCAUCUCCGCUAUCUGCACCGACAUGGGCACGUCGACGUCAUCAGCAGCAGAGCUAGCAGCAGAGGGGUCCAUGAUGGCGCUCAGAGUCAGUGAUGGUGGGAUUGAGGCGGGACUGAGGUAGAAUGUGAGUCAGAUGCACACGAUGGAUG